This is a messenger RNA of Plasmopara halstedii, 1071 nucleotides long. RefSeq names its product Putative fluoride ion transporter CrcB. The record is from RefSeq and is a predicted model, not a curated record. NCBI's taxonomy places the organism in Eukaryota, Oomycota, Peronosporomycetes, Peronosporales, Peronosporaceae. The transcript has 4 exons. Bases 1 to 1071 code for a protein of 356 amino acids.
AUGUUACGUGCACAAGGUCACCGUGACGAUAGCGCUGGGAAUGUAGACGUGAAAGAUGCGGCUAUUGAUAUUGCAAUUAACACAGAGAAGGAACAGGAGAAAGUAUUGCUACGUCAAACUGAGACAGAUCAGGCUUUUUUGUGGAUGCUUUUACUAGCAACAGUAUCGGAGUGUGUCACCACUUGUUUUGUCCCAGUAUACACUUCACAAUUUUAUGGGUUAAAUGUAAGCGGGACAGUCUUAAAUUGGCUUGGACCAUUUCUUGAUGGUUGGACGUAUGGCUCUCACGAUCGUUCCGAUGUGUCACUAGCGUGCGUCCAAUUUCGAGUGGCAUUUUUAGGGGUCUUUACAUCUUUUUCAUUCAUGGUGGAUCAUGCUGGAGAUUUAAGCAGUACAAACUUGAUAGCAGGACCAAUCUACGUUUGUCUUUCAAUUAUUGGAGGGUGUAGCUUUUUCUGUUUUGGAAAAUAUUUUGCUCAAUUCAAAUGGAGCUUUCAAGUGUCAAAGAUGAGAGUUAAGCGAAUGAAGAUGAAGGUCUCACUUGUGACGAUGUUACUAGCUUUUGUAGGAAUGACAAUCGUACGUGCAGCAUUUGGAUCGCAUGGAUUUGUUCGUGAUCCGAAUGAUCCACAAUUUAUUGGUAAAGUACAAGUAGCUGAUGGAGAAGAAUUGAUACUUGGUAUCUUGAUGUCAUGCACUGCAGUCCUGUUUUCGAAUUAUAUCUGUGCUUUCUUUCCAGAAGAACCUUUAGAACUUCGCACUGCUACAUCACAAAGGAAUGGACCAUUUAUUGAUUGGGGAUGCCUUUGCUGUAAUUUCUUAGCUAGUAUCUUAGCGGGAGUUACUUAUCAGCUCAAUCGAAUCACUUUUACAGACGUUACGGGUAAACUCCUCGCCCUCAAGUUUGUCACAUCUUUUUGUGGAUCUCUCUCUGUCUUUUCGGGUGCUGUUAGUAUUAUCACGCGACUUUGGCUUGCUGAUAAUCGACAUUCAGCUAUUUGGAAUUUACUAUUGCAGUUACUUGUGGGACUGCUUGUCAUGCCAUAUCUCUUUAAACAUGAAGUGAUAUAA